UGCGGCCUCGAGACUCGACACGUUCCAACUUCAGUUCCAAGUAGCGCGGUGACGUCACAGGUCAGCUGACCCGUUUGUUUUGCUGCAGGAGGCCGCCCAGAUCAAAACAGACGGAGGAAGGAAGCGACGCCGAACACUCGCCCGAGAGCUGCCUCCGCGGACCCGUGUAUAUUCUUUUACUGUCGGUUUUAUUCGACGGCACGAUGCCUUCGGAGAAGAGCUUCAAGCAGAGGAGGACGCUCGAACAGAGACUAGAAGACGUGAGACUGAUCCGAGAGCAACACCCCAACAAGAUCCCGGUGAUCAUCGAGCGCUACAAAGGAGAGAAGCAGCUGCCCGUCCUGGACAAGACCAAGUUCCUGGUGCCGGACCACGUCAACAUGAGCGAGCUCAUCAAGAUCAUCAGGCGGCGCCUGCAGCUGAACUCCAACCAGGCCUUCUUCCUGCUGGUCAACGGCCACAGCAUGGUGUCGGUGUCGUCGGCCAUCUCUGAGGUGUACGAGCGCGAGCGCGACCAGGACGGCUUCCUCUACAUGGUGUACGCCUCGCAGGAGACCUUCGGGUCGCCCGCCCACUGAGCCCCUCCUCUCCACCCACCUGUCUCCGGCCAUGUUGGAUCUCACGGCCGUCGGGACGGGACGGGUGCUGCUCCUGCGUCUCCAUGAACAAACGGUCCUCUGCGUCCCCUCCCCCCAUCUGAGAUGCUAGUUUGCUACGUUGCCUUGGUGUCGACACCAGCUGAAGCCGUCUGGGUCCGACACGUCCGCUCUGAAGCGUCCCGUGUGUUGCCCGCCCUCUGACCCCUGACCCCGCCUGCCCUACGGUUUUAUAUCGCAGUAUUUUAUCUUCUUUAUUUAAGGUUUUAUUUCUUCUUUGCUCGACCAAGUAAACCUGUCCACACACACACACACACACUCAUGUAGCCAUCUUUGUAUUUAUGUUGGGAUUUUGUAAACAAUAAAAAGGGGGAAAACUGA
This is a messenger RNA of Synchiropus splendidus (mandarinfish), 977 nucleotides long. It is a transcript of the gene map1lc3b, whose product is annotated as microtubule-associated protein 1 light chain 3 beta. The record is from RefSeq and is a predicted model, not a curated record. Gene Ontology annotation, biological process: autophagosome assembly; autophagy of mitochondrion; macroautophagy. The coding region runs from base 204 to 578 and encodes 124 amino acids. Gene Ontology annotation, molecular function: ubiquitin protein ligase binding. Gene Ontology annotation, cellular component: autophagosome; cytosol; autophagosome membrane. Lineage: Eukaryota; Metazoa; Chordata; Actinopteri; Syngnathiformes; Callionymidae. The transcript is spliced from 4 exons.